Rotaria sp. Silwood1 is the source of this 1821-nucleotide messenger RNA. NCBI's taxonomy places the organism in Eukaryota, Metazoa, Rotifera, Eurotatoria, Philodinida, Philodinidae. The record is from the annotation of a GenBank genome assembly.
AUGAUGGCAGUCCCAUCACGUUCAAAUUUUUUUCAUAAAAAUAUAAGUAAACUUGCAGUAUUUUCUGUUGAUCGAAGUAACAAUCAAUUUACGGAAUCUAUGUGUGUUAAAUCAUAUGGAACAAUUACUUUUCCUGAUAACAGGUCUCAUCAAGCAGAUUUUAUUCGUAUAUCAAAUAAGGCAUCUGUCAUGCAUGUGAAAGAAUUCUUGACUGGAGAAUGGUCUGGUGAACGCCCAUCACUUGUCAUAUCAAUAACCGGUGGUGCAAAAAAAUAUAAUAUGAAACCCAGAUUAUUAAGAGCAUUUCAACGUGGCCUUCUUAAAGUUGCUCGAACGACGGGUGCAUGGAUCAUUACUGGUGGUAUGAAUAGAGGUAUUAUGAAACUUGUUGGUGAAAUCGUUGAGACAAAUCCUGAUCGUUCUCGACCGAUUCAACUAAUCGGUAUUGCUACUUGGGGUUGUGUAUCCGGUUUUGAAGAACUUGAUGUACAAGGUUCGAUUGUACAUUAUGCUAAACCAUCUAGUGAGACAAAAGGUCAAGCACCAUUGGAACCAAAUCAUACUAAAUUUAUUUUUGUCGAUGAUGAAAGUAAAGGACAAUAUGGUGGAGAAAUAGCUUUUCGUGCUAAACUUGAAAAAGCUAUUUCUGGUGGCUUUUUUGCAUCCAAAACUACAACUAAUUCUAGUAAUCUAAAUGCAAGUCUAUCAAGAACUUCAUCUUUACAAUCGGAACAAUCAGAUUCUGUACCUGUUGUUCUUCUUGUUGUUGAAGGCGGUCCAAAUACAGUUCGAACAGGUUAUAGAAAUUAUUUAUCUACAAAUUUAAUUGACAUUCAUCUGUUUAUAGUUCAUGAAGCUGUUGUUCAAAAUAAUAUUCCAGCUGUUUUUCUUGAAGGAACAGGUCGCUGUUGUGAUUUAUUUUCUAAAGCAUUUCAACUUUAUGAAGAAAAUCGUCAAAAAUUUGAACAUAUGGAUAAAACACGAAAACAUGUUGAUCAAAAUAUUAUAUCAAAACGUAAUGAAGAAUUAAAAAAUACACUUCGCGAACAACUUAAAGAUGAACUUCGUGGAAUUAGUGGAGAAACUGAUGCAUCAACUUCUAAUACUGAUAAAAUAUCACAUAAAACUACAACAACGACAGCAGCUGAUAAAACAGAUUAUUUUGAAUUAGUCUAUGAAUGUAUUGAUACUCGAAAAACUUAUUUGAAUAUAAUUAGUCUUAAUUCACGUGAUCCAGUUGAACCUGAUAUUGAUUUAGUUAUUUUACAAGCACUAUUAAAUGCUGCUUCUAUUAGUGAUAAUAGUAAAGUAAAUUUUCAACAAAAACGUGAACAACUUCGUUUAGCAUUAGAAUGGAAUCGUGUUGAUAUAGCUAGAAACUAUAUUAUGAAAGAUGUUCGAGAUUGGGAUAAUAUUGGUUUAAAGAAUUUAUUUGUAUUGGCACUUGAACGUAAUCAAAUUGAAUUUAUUAAAUUAUUUCUUGAACAUGAUUUUUCAUUAACGAAUUUGUUUGGAAAUAGUUAUGAACUUGCUAAUCUUUAUAUGUUUCCUAAGAAAGAAUCUCAUGAUGUUAGAAAACAUGCUCGUAAUUCAUUAUUAUCAAUAUAUACAAGAAUAAUUCAACCAUUAAUAGGUGAUUCUUUUAAUGUUGCUGCUGCAUUGUCAAUGAAAGAAUGGACAACAAAUUCGGAAUCAAUUCAGAAAAAUGACAAUACAACAUGUACUUGUUGUCGACCAAAACAACAACAACAUACUCCUUCAAUUAGUGAUCAUAAUGAUAGCGAACAAUUCGAAAGUAAAUUUUUAACUGAUUUGUUAUAA